Messenger RNA from Helianthus annuus (common sunflower), 2030 nucleotides. RefSeq lists its product as uncharacterized. The record is from RefSeq and is a predicted model, not a curated record. NCBI's taxonomy places the organism in Eukaryota, Viridiplantae, Streptophyta, Magnoliopsida, Asterales, Asteraceae. Bases 1385 to 1867 code for a protein of 160 amino acids. The transcript is spliced from 3 exons.
CUCUUUACAUAACAAUUCGCCAACUUCCUGUCUCUCUCUAAAUAUUUAUUAUUUAAUAAAUAAUAAAACCCUGCCCCGUUUUAAGUCCCGAUUAACGCUACCCUUUCCGAUUGAUCUGAGUUCCAUAACGCAUGUCAAGGCUCUGCCCGACUAAGUUCGUUUGGAUUCUAUCUCGGAACAUCGGGACAAGGUCGAUUUAGGGGUACUAUACUUACCACGAGUGCAUUAUAUAUAUUUUUAUAUAUAUAUAUAUAUAGCUCAGAAGUUAUACCCAAAAUUUAUACCAGGAGAUUUUCUAGUUGAACCCUAAAGUUACACAGUGGGUCCAUUUCUUUUUCUCACCAUUUUAUUCUUUUUUUGUAAGUUACCAAAACUAUUAUUUAUUAUUUAUUAUUUCUAUUUUGUAAACAAACUUUCAUCAAAAGUCAUACCUAUUAUUUUAUUUACCCAAUAGGGAACCAUAGUUGGGACACCCAAGUAAUCCUGCACAACUCCUAAAAUUUCCAGAACAAUCAGAAUCAGGAUCAGGGCCCCUAAAACUCAGGGGGGGCAAAACCCUAGUUACAAUUAUCUAAAUAACUUGCUGGCCGUUUUGAAUUUUACGAUUUCGUCAACUCAGCAAGCCUAGUUAGGGACGUGGCUACCUAUAGAAAAUAGGUUACCCCUCGCGUAGCGCGACGCCCAGGGGGGUACCCCUCGCGCUACGCGACAGGGUCAAAUUUCAUGUAUAAAUAGGAGAGGUUGGGACUUGAAAUUCUGCGUUUGAACGACAAAGAAAUUCGUCUGAGGCACGGAGUUAUGCUCUGUUUACUACACAAACACACACAAACCUCGAAACGCUGCCGCAAUCAGGAUAAUAACUCGAUCGCUAUUACGAUUCAUUUUCCGAGUGAUCAAUAUAUCCAAGGAAUGCCUAAGUGCCGCCCACAUUGGGUUAUGCUUUGUCGUUUGUCGGUAAUCCGAUAAAUGAGUUGAAGCAUUGUACUUUGUCGUUGUCGAUAAUUCGAUAAUGAGUUGAAGUACUAUACUUUGUCGUUUGUCAUUUUGAUAAAUGAGUUGAAGUAUUGCACUUGGUCAUUCAUUGUGAGAAAUUGAUCUCGGGAAAUUAUCGUAACUGCUGUAUUGAUCAUUAACCCGGUUUUUGUGAAAUUCGUUAAAGUUCGAAUCUCAUGACUACCGUUAAGGUUUGAUUUGGGUUUUACACCAAUACGUAUUCUAUUCUGUUAAACCACCAAAAACACUCCCAACUACACCCUUACAAUCAAACAAACUAUUAAAUCAUCAGAAGAUCCAGAAUAAUAAAUGCCUAAUUAUCGAAAGAAGUAGAAUCAAGAAGUUUGUUAAUUCAAUCCUGCAUGCUGAAUUGUGAUACUCUAAUUCAUUCAUGGCCGACCCAGAAAUUGACAAUCACAAUUCUGACCAAAACAUUGGCGAUAAUGUCUUCGUUACAACAAUGGAUCGGCCAGAAGUUCCAUAUGAUCCGGAAGUUAAUAAGAAGGCUGUCGUCUACCAGGAAAUUCUUUCGCAUGCAAUACCAGAGGAGGUAUCUUGUACCGCACCGAAUAAAAUACGUAAUAAAGGAUGUGGGAAGCAUAAACGACCGGUUGGCCCAAAGGAAAUAGCAAUAAAGAAAUUCAAAAAACAUAGGAGAAAAUGUAAUUUUUGUGGAAACCGGGUAAGGAAGCAUGAUAAAAGGAAUUGUCCACUUAAAAAAGGUAAGCCAACGAAGGAUGAUUCAUCUACCGAAGAAGAUGACGAUGAAGAAGACGAUGAACAGUAUGAGUAUGACGAAGGAAACGAAACUGGUACUUAUGGCGAAGGAAACGAAACCGGUACUGAUGGCGAAGAUAACGUUAGUGACAUUUAGCAAUUACUUGAAUUUACAAACAAUUGAAAACAAUUUGGUGUACCUUUUAUUCUAAUUGUUUUAUGGUUUUUUCUACCGUUUUGAUAAUUUCUUUUGUGAUUGUUUGAUGCAUAAUUGUUUUUGAGAAUGUUCAAUGCAUAACAAAACCUAUUAUCACUUUGUA